GAAACUAGUGUUAGUUUACUGAAUGUGGAAAUGAAAAUAUAGAAAAGGUUGAAACUCUGAAAAUAUGCAUGGAAUUGUGAAUGAUAGCAUGGAUAAAGGUUCAAUAAUGGACUCAGAAGACCGAAAAGAAAGGAUUGUUGAUAUCUACGUCAGUGCAGAGGCUGUAAGAGACAUGAAACAUAAGAAAGAGACAGAAAACUUCAACACAGAAGAACCCCAAACACCUCGACACACAGAAGACUUCAACACAGAAGAACCCCAAACACCUCGACACACAAGAAGUGAUGGUGUGACAAUCUCCAGAGCAGCUGGUGUGUGUUUGGGGCUGGUGUGUGUUCUUCUGAUAACUGCAGUCAUAGUGUUGUGUGUCCUCAUCUAUACAAAGAGCACAAACUACGCUCAAGAGAGACAACAGCUGCAGACUAAGAUCACCAACCUGCUAACCAACAAUAUGAACCUCACAGAAGAGAGACAACAGCUGAAGACUAAGAUCACCAACCUCACAGAAGAGAGAGACCAGUUGAAAUCAGAAAGAAAAGAUCUUCUGAAGAAGUUUGCAGAUGGAUGGAAGUGCCAUCAAUCCAGUCUUUACUUCAUUUCCUCUGAGACGAAAAACUGGAAUGAGAGCAGAAGAUACUGUACAGAGAGAGAAGCAGAUCUGAUCAUCAUCAACAACAGAGAGGAACAAGAUUUUGUGAAGAAUAUUUCUGGUUCUGGUCAUUUCUGGAUUGGUUUGACUGAUGUUGAAGUGGAGGGCAGAUGGAAAUGGGUUGAUGGCAGCAACAUCACCAUCACCUCUGGGUGAGAAAUCACUGAACUGAACUGAUUAUUAUCUAAUAAAUGAUUGUCUCAGUCAGUAUCAUAUCACACAGAAAGCAGCUCUGAUCUAACUCUGAUCUGUUGAAGCAGAUUCUGGGCACCCAAAGAGCCAGACAGCUAUCAGGGAACAGAUGAAGACUGUGCUAAUACUCAUUUAUCAGGAUGCUUUGAUACUCAAUGUAAUAAUAGUAUUAAAUGGAUCUGUGAGAAGAGUAUCCUUAAAUGAUACAUUAUAAUAAAAAUGUACAUAUAUGCAUUAUGAACAAAUAAAUAUGUCAGUAAUGUUACCUGUUUUUUUAAUGGCACAUUAAUUAGGUGAUUCUGUAAAAACAAAUAAAAAAUAAAUAGA
Molecule: messenger RNA, 1168 nt
Organism: Carassius carassius (crucian carp)
Lineage: Eukaryota; Metazoa; Chordata; Actinopteri; Cypriniformes; Cyprinidae
Product: C-type lectin domain family 4 member F-like
Exons: 4
Coding region: 65-805 (246 amino acids)
Source: RefSeq, a predicted model, not a curated record